UUAAAGCUUCGGAAAACGGACGAAAAACGUAACUAUCUCUAUUCGAAAAGUUUCCGAAAACACAUCAAGAAGACGACUGUGCCUGAUCGGACUACAUACAUGCUCAUCAUCAUGCUGGUUGUGUUUCUCGUCACCGAGUUACCGCAAGGAUUUCUUGCACUGCUCAAUGGCGUCUACACCACUGAUGUGAACAACUACAUCUAUCAGCAUGUUGGGGAGCUUUUCGAUUUGUUAUCGCUAGUGAACUGCAGUGUCGACUUCGUGCUGUACUGUUUCAUGAGCUCACGAUACCGACAAACGUUUGGUCAUAUUCUGAUCCGGGUGGAAAGCUGGUUACGAAACCAGAGCAGUGGCUGGAAAUACUCAAAAGAUAUCCCCAAAACUCCACCACCUACAGUUGUAUAG
Messenger RNA from Cooperia oncophora, 405 nucleotides. The record is from the annotation of a GenBank genome assembly. NCBI's taxonomy places the organism in Eukaryota, Metazoa, Nematoda, Chromadorea, Rhabditida, Trichostrongylidae.